Messenger RNA from Peromyscus maniculatus bairdii (prairie deer mouse), 342 nucleotides. The record is from RefSeq and is a predicted model, not a curated record. NCBI's taxonomy places the organism in Eukaryota, Metazoa, Chordata, Mammalia, Rodentia, Cricetidae.
AUGGUCCAGUGUUUGACAUACCCUCGUAGACUUUCCUACAAUACAGCCUCGAACAAAACUAAGCUGUCUCAAACCACUGGCAAUAGUAUUGUUUACUUUCAUACCAAGGUUGGGAAAGCAUCUAAAUCCACAUGUGGUGUGUGCCCGGGCAGACCUCAAGGAGUUCGUGCUGUGAGACCGAAAGUCCUUAUGAAAAUGUCUAAGACAAAGAAGCACGUCAGCAGGGCCUACAGUAGGUCUACGUGUGCCAAAUGUGUCCAUGACAAGAUCAAGUGGGCUUCCCUUUUCCAGGAGAAAACUGCUGUGAAAAUGUUGAAUGUGCAAGUACAGUCAGAAAGCUAA